Molecule: messenger RNA, 5451 nt
Organism: Monascus purpureus
Lineage: Eukaryota; Fungi; Ascomycota; Eurotiomycetes; Eurotiales; Aspergillaceae
Source: the annotation of a GenBank genome assembly
ACCGGAUCCAGCUGAACUGAACGCUGCCGCCCAUCUAGGGAAUCCCCUGCUGCUGUCGCGCCAGCACUUGUUUGAUCGAGAGCGGCACACCAGACGCAAUCACCACCAACCACUCACUCCCAUCUUGUCGGCUGACGAUCUUGCAGGGCGAACUGUACCCUCUGCACGGUCACAGCCAUCCUUUCUAUUCCUGUCCUGCCCUCCUUGUCUGGCUUAUCCAGCCUAUCCCUCCACAGAAGGGAAACGAAAAGAGAAAAAGGGCCUUUUCGGACACCUUUCGUCUUCGUCGUCACUCCCUUGGGUUUUGAAGCCGCCCCGAUCGCGUCUAGACCAUCCGUCAACUUCACUCAUUCAUGGGGCGAUUCAAUAAAACAACUCUAACGACCUCUCACCGGACUACCUAAGAAGCCGGCGCUUCUCUUUGUCCGUCCAUACAGUUUUAACCGUGACGCGCGAGUUUGAAGGCUUGCCGAUUAGCUCUUCUCCCGUCGUGUUUCAGAUACCUGUGCCACUGCAUCUCGGACAAGAGCAAAGACGUGCUUUUUUGGCUCUAUUCUUUCAUUACCACGAUUAUUCUCCCUUCCUUUCCCUCCAUUCUCUCAUGUGUGAUUUCCCCCAGAUUGUCUAAUCCAAUAUGUUCUGGCGUUUCGGGGGAUAUGCGAGUGUCUCCACCAUCGAUGCUCUGCUUGACAAGCCUGAUGUCACGCUCGAGGAAAUCUUGGACGACUCCGAGCUCAUACAGGAGCUCAAUCAACAUAAUUCAAAGCUCAUAGAAUAUUUACGAGAAGAUAAUGUCUUGAAACGACUUAUGGACUAUGUGAUUGCACCUGGUCAAAAUGAAGAUGAUAACGAGGACGAAGCCAACGAGAACAAUGAUUCGCAACGCGCUACUUCCAAGGAGGAUACGGACCUGGAUCCACUAAGGGAACUCUUGGACCCUGAUGACAUCGAAAAGGCUGAGCAAAACCGUCUGAAGCGUGCCUACGUUGCAUCCAAGAUCCUUUCAUCCGAAACAUGGUCGAUAUUGGACUCCAUAACGCAAAAUCCCGAAUAUCUGCGGGAUUUUUGGGGUUUCUUGCGACGGCGUCCUCCCCUAGACUCCAUGCAGGCCAGCUAUUUUACCAAAGUGAAUGAGUCGUUGUUCAGUAGGAAGACCGACUCCAUGCUGGAAUUCUUCACGUCCUUAGAUGGGAUUGUUGCGGAUAUGUUACAGCAUGUUGAUAACGCUAUGGUUAUGGAUCUUCUGCUGAAGAUUAUAAGCCUGGAGAAGGCCGAAGGAGGCCAAGGAAUAGUUGAUUGGCUGAAAUCGCGAGACUUGAUACCCACACUACUUUCCUUCCUAUCACGCGAAUGGCCUGCUUCUAUGCAAACGGCUGCAGGUGAUUUUCUCAAAGCUAUCAUAACGAUAUCUGCGAAUGCCACCCAAAAUGACCAGACGUGUAUUGGACCUAAUAGUUUGACUCGGCAACUGGUAUCUGCGCAGUGCGUGGAGACCCUUAUCUCGGCAAUGCUACAAGGUGGUAAUCCAUUGACAGUUGGCGUGGGCAUAGUGAUUGAGGUCAUUCGUAAAAACAACUCAGACUAUGAUCCAGAAAAUAUUGGUGGACCAGAUACAAUACCAACUACCUAUGACCCCAUCUAUCUUGGUACGCUACUCCGUCUUUUUGCAAACCGCAUACCGGACUUUAUGGAAUUAAUCCGCAGCUCGAAACACAACGUUAUUGAGUAUGGCAACAUUCGUCGCGUCGAGCGGGGGCAGCUAAAUUCAGCAUGGGGUGCAAAAAUUGAGCCAUUAGGCUUCGACAGGUUCAAGACCUGUGAGUUAAUGGCAGAGUUGCUGCAUUGCAGCAACAUGGGGCUACUUAAUGAACCUGGAAGCGAAGAUUACGUUCGACAGCGAGAUGCCGAACGCGAAAAAUUGACGGCCACUGUCUAUCCUCCAAGAGACACAUCUGGUGUUGAUCUCCAUGACGCAACCACUGAUUUUGGGCACGAUUCUACACUCAGCGCUGAAGCACCAAGGGAUUCCAAGCCAACUGAAGGGAUAGGCGCGGGCGAAGAGGAUGGUUUUGAGGACGUCAGUUCGUCCGGCGUUCUAGUGGAAGGGGAGAAAGAAACCGAAAAUCAUGAAGGCGACAAAGAAAAACCGAAGAUGGAGAAUUUCACAGCCGCUGCGUCAGAGACAACUGAAGGUGAAGUCAAUGCUAUUUCUGUUCAGGAGCCAUCGCCGGAGUCGAAAGAUGAUAGCGAUCGCAAAUUAGAGACUCCUGAAGCAUCGCAGCCUUCUGGUCCUGUAUCACCGACGACAUCCCUCGUCGACAAAUUUCACAAGAUAAAGCUCGAUGAGGAGCAUAAAUCGUCAGAAAGUACCUCAGGGCCCCAAGAACCAGAAGAUACUCCGAAGACUGUUUCUGGUGCUGAACAACAGGCAGAACCCUCCGUUUCUGAUAUCCUUUCUACUGAUCAUGCUCCUGCAGCUGAGGCAAGCGCUGAAGAGCCUGCCACGUGUUCCGGCCCUAACAGCGCCAAUGAUGAGCUCUCCCAUCGGACUAUCCAGUUUGAUAUUAAUGGACAGCCGGUUGUCGGUGACUAUCUCAAAAUCAUGUUUGUAGAAAAUCAAGUUGUGCCAACAAUUCUGGGAUUCUUUUUCCAUUUCCCAUGGAACAACUUCCUUCACAAUGUAGUAUAUGAUGUCGUUCAACAGGUAUUUAACGGACCUAUGGAGCGGGGAUACAACCGUGUCUUGGCUAUAGACGUUUUUCGAACAGGCCGGAUAACACAACGCAUUGUUGAAGGCCAAAGAUGCAGCGAUGAAUCGGAGAAAAUCAAACACAUGCGACUUGGUUAUAUGGGGCAUCUAACUCUUAUCGCAGAAGAAGUUGUGAAGUUUAGUGAACGUCUCUCUCCAGAUUUACUGACCGAUAUUGUCAUGGAUAGCGUGCUGAAUGAGGAAUGGGUGCGCUACGUCGAGCAAAUCCUAUCGGAGACUAGGGAGCGUGAUAACGCGAUCCUCGGAGGCGUACGGCCUGAGCUGUCUAUGGGUCAACGCCAGGCCAUUGUCAAUGCGGCUCAAGGCUAUAACGGCUCAUCGACCCUAGCCGAUGCUGGUCUAAACGGGGAUCUGGGUUCAAGCUUCCAGGGCUUCGAUAUGGUCAACCAGGGAAGCAUUUCUGGGGGCGUUUUCAAUUUCGGGGGGUCCGGCAAUUCCUUAUUGAGUGGCUUUGGAAGUUCGAGCGAUGAGGACGACGACGAACUAGAAGAGCAGGAUGACAGGAUCGAAACAGAUAACGCUACGGAUGGUAGUCCCGAAAAUGUAGGUGACGAUGCUUCCUUUACUGGAGUUCGCUUGCAAGAUUCUUGAUCACAUACAUCCGCUCGUCUUUUGCUAUCUCUUUCAUCGAUUCUUUCUGGGUUUUAUUGCUUCUCAAGCGCUGGCGCGUGAUAAGCGAUUGAGAGACCGCCCUAGCGACCACGUAGAGGCGCAAAGCGCCUCUUCUUGUGGAUAGAGUUGAUGUCUUUUGGGGUCUUUUUCUGGCACAUCCCCAAAGUUGUGGCGUAUUCUCUACGAAGCAGAAGCCAAAUCUACUACUGAAGCAAACAGUUUCUCUGGUCUUUGCUUAGACAUUGAUCUAGAAACCCAUAUUCAUAUCUAUAUUUAACAAGAUAUGAUGGCAUUCACGGACGUUUUCUUCGUGAUUGGCGUCCUUCAGAGGGAGAUAGGCGGGCUUCACCACUCUCCCUCAACUCUGCCUUUUGCUUCUUUUAUUUGAGCCUUGCUCGUUUGUUCUAUCACCCUGGUUUCUGCUGCAGAUUACGAUUUGCCUUGGUUGCUAAUUCUUCCUUGGGACACUGCUAACGUGUUUUUUUAAGGGUUCAUCCAAUUCAACGAGCCAACCAAUACCCAUCCUCCCGCCACCUCCAGCUCCCUUGAGUACGGGUCCUUCCCGAGCUCGGCGGCAAUUCGCGGCACGGCUCGCCCAAAAGCAGCAGGCCUCUGAAAGUGCCGAAGGUGACGAUGAAGGAGAGGCAGGGACACAUGGCAAUGACAACGCCGAGGACCAAUGGCCCUCUAAUCCAUUUGUGAUUGCGGGAAUAGACGAUGAUGGCAACAAUGGAGAAUCACCCUCCACAGCUACAUUCCCGUCCAACUUCCAGUCGUCCAACCGGGACGACAUCUUUUUGUCGUCGCCUUUCCCUGAUGCAGGCUUUAGCCCCCCGGAUUCUUUGUCUACCAAUUCCUCCGACGAGGGUGGCGAAGGGCCAACUGAAUCCGUGAGGCGCACAGUUCGUGUACCCCUUGAAGUCGAUGACGAGGACGAGGAAAUGGGCGAAAUGGUUGGACCAAGCUUGUCGGUCGGCUCUGGUAUGAUGGACUCGGACGAAGAAGAUGAGGCUAUCAUCAACGAGUCUUUGGGAUACUCGAAUCUCUUUUUAGUUGGCAAAUAUAAAGGAUACCAUGGCUCGCACGCACUAGGCUCCAAUUUCGAUGAUGAGGACCAGAAUGAUAGCAGUGAUGGCGAAGACGACGGAUUGGUUGAGAUACUGGUCCCAGGAAGAAAAUCAUCGACAAGCUCCCGUUGAAAAAGCAGAUAUCAUCCUUCCCGCUCUUCUCUAUACUGCUGGCUUGCAUAGUCCUUGCAUCUGUGCCAGUAGCUUCAUGAAUUCAGAUGGGCCAUUGCUUGCCACCAUCUUUUGAAUGGAUCUUCUCUUACGACCCCUACACUUCUCGAUACUCACAAUGCUGUAUAUAUAUUUUUGUCUUUGUGGUGCCUAUACCCCAGUUCACUUUGAGAUGGGACUGGUGAGUAUGCCUGGAACUGGUUACGCAAGGGGGGCAUUCUAUUUUUUUAUGGAUCAGAGCGGCAUGCAUGGUUUAUAAAAAAGACAGAAGAGGGGACAGGGGCAACUUUCGGAAUUUCUAUUGUCAUGGGGGGGUAAUUGAAGAAUGAUCGGUCAAGUUACGGGUUACCUACAUGUUUUCGGCUUUUGCGCAAUGAGUGUGGUGGUGUUUCGGCUCUUCCAUUCCUCCCCGGCUUGGAUUUGCUGCUCUCGCAGAAUUGACGGCUAUUAUCUACUACAGGUUUAUGAGAUUUUCGUUUACGCUUAUUGCUACAGUGCCUGGUUUUGGACUUGUUUGUUGCAUGCUUUUCAUGGAGGCCAUGACCGCAUGAGUUUCUUAAUUUAUGAGCUUUUCUGCUUUCCUUUUGUCUGUUUCCUUGUUUCUUCUCCAAUGACUUUCUUUUUUCAACAAAAUUUCCAUUUUGCCAUUCAGUUUAUCAUUGUGUUACUGACUGGCCUGUACAAUAACCGUGCAUGCAUUUUAUGUUUUUUGGAGAAGGGAAUUGAAUGGAUAACUUUGACUUUUAAUGCUUCCUUACCUGGAGCCAUUACGGAUUCCUGAUAUCAAACCAAAUGGCGAUAAAUACAAGAUCUUCACUUUAACGCGACACU